CUUCACAAUUCUUGUUCUAGGACCAACAUGCACGCUGUCGGCCAACGACUCAGCGAGCACGGUUGGCAGAAGGUUCUGCUGAAUGACCCCAACCUACCAAAAAAGGUUCCAUCGUGUGUCACUUCAAAGAAGGGCAACAUCGGCAUCGAGCAGGACGACAUCGAUGAGUGCUACGAGGAUGGCAGCGGAUCCUUGUACUCGGUGAUGCGGCACGUGGCAAUCAACCUCUUCAGGAUCGAGAACCUCCUGUAUUUCAGCUACGGAGGCACCAGGAGCACAAGGCGGCAAAAGGCAACCAUGGCACUUCCCAAAGAGCUGAAGAAUGAGUUUCUCGACCUGGCCGGAAAAAUCAUUGCCAACACCAAGUACAAGUGGUACAUCAGGUCGAAAGAGGUCACCAUCAAGGAAAUCGACAUCAAGCGCAUUGCCAAGAAAGCGCUCAUCAAUCUGAUGACGGAGCGGCGCCCAAAGUUCAAACCUACCAAAGAAGACACAAGCUCCUCAGAGUCCGAAGACGAUUCGGAUUGAUUUCCAUGUCCGAUACUGAUUGGCAGCUACCUUCAGUUACAUUUUGCAUUGUAAUUAUUUUCAUAUGCGUGAUACACUGCUUGUUACCACAAAUAAAUUAACCAUUCCAAAAAUUUCAUUGUUUUCUUUAACAUUCCAUGGCAUUGCUCGCAGCAGACACGAUUUUAAUUUCUACAGUUUGUCGCAAUUUCCAUAUUGCUCUAAUACAAUUUUGUCAAUUGUUCGUGCAACACGUUUCGUUAUAAACAAAAUCACGCUACGUUAACCCUUUCCCUCCGUUGCUGAUUGUUUUCCGACAGUUAAAUUGAACUGGAUCUGCAUUGCCGUGGCAGCGUAACCGCCAUGGCCGAAACAGUAAUUUUCGGAUUUUGGCCGACGAUUUCGAUAAAAAUUGCUUCGCGAAUUAUUCCGCGAAUAAUUACACAAAAAUUAAGUGGAUGUGGUGCGGAAUUAAAUUUUUUUUUUCCGACAGUUAAAUUGAACUGGAUCUGCAUUGCCGUGGCAGCGUAACCGCCAUGGCCGAAACAGUAAUUUUCGGUUUUUGGGCGAAAUUUCCACAUCAACUUGCUUCCCGAGUGAUUCCUCAACUAACUUUACAAAAAUUUUUAAUGAAACAGUGAAAUUUGAAUUUUUUGAGCGACAUUAGAAAUUACACCAUGC
Molecule: messenger RNA, 1188 nt
Organism: Cloeon dipterum
Lineage: Eukaryota; Metazoa; Arthropoda; Insecta; Ephemeroptera; Baetidae
Exons: 3
Coding region: 28-528 (166 amino acids)
Source: RefSeq, a predicted model, not a curated record